This is a messenger RNA of Trametes versicolor FP-101664 SS1, 2589 nucleotides long. Its product is annotated as PX-domain-containing protein. Gene Ontology annotation, cellular component: plasma membrane; cytoplasmic vesicle. Gene Ontology annotation, biological process: endocytosis; plasma membrane tubulation; endosomal transport. Lineage: Eukaryota; Fungi; Basidiomycota; Agaricomycetes; Polyporales; Polyporaceae. Bases 158 to 2488 code for a protein of 776 amino acids. Gene Ontology annotation, molecular function: phosphatidylinositol binding; protein binding. The record is from RefSeq and is a predicted model, not a curated record. The transcript is spliced from 9 exons.
CGCUUGUGUGUCGAAAUAUCUUUGCUUUGAUAUCCCUUGACCUGGGAUGAUUUUCAAUUUCGCUUCGACGCAAAGAGCCUGAUUCACACCGCGGGGACGCCGCCGAUAUCUAUAUCUUCCACGCUCUUCACGACUUUCGACGAACCACGACGACGGCAUGGCCGAUAGCGCGAGCUCACCGCCUAAGACAGGCUUUCUGCAGAUACCGCAGACGCUGUCGCGACCACACUCUGAUCUUGAGUUCGACUCCGGAGUCAAUACGUCGGCCGCUUGGACCGUCUCCCUCGCGAGCCCUGAGGGUGGUGCACGGUUGAGCUUGAACAGCCUGUCAAGCACCGGUAUCGACACCGGAAGAGGCGUGGCUAUCGCAGAAGAAGAGGAACCGCUUUCAGUUCCGGCCCAUGAACAGGAUCAAGAUGGCGCAGAAAGCGUCGCGGGAGACGACGCGUUUGACGACGAAGAGGGACGCCCCGCGCGUGCGCUCUACGGAUUCCAGGGCAAGGCGGAGUUCAGGGAGAUUACAUCCGUGGAGGCAGGCGAUGAACUCGAGAUCAUGCGCGAGGACGUCGGCGAGGGCUGGAGCCUCGCUCGGCUCGCGCAGGGGUCGCGAGAGGGAGAACAGGGUAGCGAGAUGGGGCUCAUCCCGCGCUCGUACUACAUUUUCACAGCGGAGUUCGCGCAGACAGAGGGUCUGCUCGUGCCGGCUACCCAUUCGCGCAUGCGGAGUCGCAGAGAGGCCUCAGGCGGCUCUAUCACCCCGCGAGGUUCCCCGACGCGGGCUCCUGUAGCUUUGCCGAUUGUCCCGCAAACCACGGGGGAAUGGUUCCCGAGUUUCCGGCGUAGCCUUUUGGGCGGCAAGAGCCUGAACAGGUUCUCAAGUUUCGUAACGAGCGGUGCGGAGGAGUUCGUCCUUCAAGGCAGCUCGGAGGACACAACUACAAAAGAACCGGCUCCCGUCCACCGACACGAAAGGAGCGUCAGCGACGAUGACUCUAGGCGGGAGAGCGUCCUUGGCCAUAUGGCCGAAGCAGAGCGACAUUUUGUCGAGGCUGGGCCGUCAUGGAAGACUAAAGUGCCGCCGUUCCGUGUUCUCAUUCACUCACCGUCGAAGCGGACGUCUACUCUCUCGGGCGCAUUUACCGUGUACACAGUAACAACCGCCUUUGACGCACUCUCGCACUCGCGGACCGCGUCAGAUCCGGACAACGAGGACGAAGACGAAGAUCAACCGCCCUCGCCCAUGCGGAUCACGGUGCACCGACGGUUCUCGCAUUUUGUUGCGCUGCACACAGCGCUCACGAGGCUAUUGCCUGGUAUCGCUCUGCCUCCGCUUCCCGAAAAGCAGUAUGCGGGUCGAUUCAGCGACGACUUCGUCGAGGCGCGGCGAGGAGAUCUCGAGCGGUACAUCAAUCGCGUAGCACGUCAUCCCGUCGCGCGGUACGCCGAGGUGCUCACGUUCUUCCUGGGCUGCGAGAGUGACGCGGAAUGGACAAAGCAGCUGCCAUACUACCUUUCCCUGCCACCGAAGGGUCCCUCUUUCUACGCGAAUGUCUACCACCCGGCGUUCAACGUCGACGCGGACGAGGCGCUGGAGGCGGUCGACCGGUUUGUCAACCACACCCGCGCCGUCGGAAAGGGCGUACAGAGCCUGCGCAACAUCUUCGGCAAGGUGCGCGAGGCGCGCGUCGAGAUGUCGAAGGCGGAGCGGCUCUUAUCCUACACGCUGCAAUCCUUGAUCACCUCGAAGUCGCUCGCUUCGGCGCCUACCACUGGACUCAGUGAAGACGACGAUGAGGAACAAGAGCAUAGCAACACCACGCAGGGCCACCUCAACGAGGAUGGCGCAUGGUGCUGGCGAGAGAACUGCGACAGUUGUCUAAAGCUCACGAAAGCGAUGCAGAAAACGUCGGAGACCCUGCAGAUUGUUGCUGACAUUUACGAUGAUCAUGCACGGAGAACACAGCUCGCCACACACGAGACGCUCAAGAACGUCGCCCAUCCAUCCGCAUUAUAUGCACCAGUUAUUGAUACCCACAAGUCUACCCUGUCAAGAUACCAGGACUCGGUGCGCGAAGGGGCUGAGGACGAAGAGAUGGCAGCGCGGUGUGAGACCGUGCUGAACAUCACCAUGGCGGAGAUGGACACGUACCACGCGCAGAAAGUCGAAGACUUCCAGGAACUCGCCAUAGAACAUCUGGAUGGAGAGAUAGCUGUGUAUGAGCAGAUCUUGACUCGACUGCGGGCCGCACGUCGGACCUUCGAUUCACCGCAGUAUGACGAGCUCGCACGGAGCCCACGGCAGCCAUCGAUAUACGAGCGCGAGUUAGAGCAUCCGCGAGUGAAUCCGCCGCUGCCGCAGCCAUGCCCACAUGUCUUCGACUCAGCACCUAUGCGCCCCGUCAGCGUUGCCAUCCAGGAAGGUGUGGGCAUGCUUCUCGGGGGAGGGGCAACCCCGGCGCGGGGUAGCGUCUUCGGGAAGUUUUGGUAGACGAUGCAGCGAUGACGAACUGUUCAGGGCGUCCGGCCUGCUCCGUGAAAGGUGACAUACGGCUUAGACUCUGUAUAAACCCGAUGCGGUGUCAAUAUACC